UUUCUCGACUUUACUUACCCGCAAGCCUUGUAGGUGAACAGAUCGAACGACAUUAGGGAGUUUUUUCCCGACUGAGCUGCUACCUCUACCAUUUUCGUCAGUGAAUACGUGAUCAUCGUUUCUACGUUUAAAUUAGAACGAUGCCCAGCCUAUCAAUUUUACUGCUCUCGUUAUUAUGCUGUUCGAAUCUACAAGUGAUCCAGACAACCCCAGUGUUGGACUGGUGGGAAACGACAGUCAUUUAUCAAAUUUAUUUACGUUCAUUCAAAGAUUCGGACGGAGAUGGCGUUGGAGAUCUCAAAGGAGUGUACGAGAAAUUAGACUACAUCAAAGAAACAGGAUUUGAAACCGUUUGGAUUCAGCCUUUCUUCAAAUCUCCAAUGGCAGAUAUGGGUUACGAUGUCGCGAAUUACAAGGAAAUUGAACAAAUGUUCGGAACAGUGCAGGAUUUUAAGACCCUGGUUCAAGGUAUCCAUGACAGAGGGAUGAACAUUAUCAUAGAUUUCAUUCCAAAUCACACAAGCUCGGAAAAUGAGUGGUUCAAACUUUCCGAAAAUAGAAUAGAGCCAUACACUGAUUACUAUAUUUGGCAUAAUGGGAAACGGUUUAAUGACACACAUGUCACAGAACCGACUAACUGGUUGCAUGUUUUCAAUGGAAAAGCGUGGACCUGGAGCGAAAAAAGACAACAAUAUUACUUUCACCAAUUCUCUCCCAAACAGCCAGAUCUGAACUAUCGAAAUCGAAAUGUGCAACGGGAAAUGGAGGAUGUGAUAAAGUUCUGGCUCGAUCUUGGCGUGGACGGUCUUCGAGUGGAUGCAGUUGAUUAUUUGUAUGAAACAGACAUUUUACUAGACGAGCCUGAGCUACCACCCGGACCAGGCGUCAGCGGUUAUGAGAGCUUGAAGCACAUUUACACCAAAGCACAACCAGAAAAUAAAAUCCUCACUCACAGUUGGCGAUUAGUCAUGGAUGAAUACACAAAAAGGGACAACAAAACAAGACUCCUGAUUUUGGAGCAAUAUGCUCCAUUGAAGCAGCUGGUUGCAUUCCAAGGGAAUUCGACUUAUCCCAAUGCGCAUAUAUCGCUUUAUUUUCCGUUAAUAUUCUACAGUCAUGAGCAAAAUGCUACCGUUUUAGAUGGAAUUAUUCGUGGUUGGUCAGAUAUUCAACCAGACAACCAUCCACCAAACUGGGUGAUUGAAAAUCAUGAUCGCUACAGAGUUGAUCAUCGGAAGGGCGCGGAAUUUAUUGACGCGAUGAACAUGAUUCACUUGUUAUUACCUGGAGUUGCGUUCGUGUAUUAUGGGGCAGAACUCGCUGUUGAGGACAAUUGGACUAUUCGUAAGGGACAAAUCCGUGAUCCGAAUAAUUAUGGACACGGAAUUACGACCUCUCGGGAUCCUAGCCGCACUCCUAUGCCUUGGGAUGAUACUAAAAAUGCCGGUUUCACAAGGAAUCAGAAGCCAUGGUUACCGGUUCACCCAAACUACUGGCGAAAGAAUGUAAAAUCUGAACAGAAAGAAUCUAAAAGUAGCUACAAAAUAUUUAAGCGACUAUUGGCUUUACGGCGUACGCCAGUCAUAAAAUAUGGAAAAUUUCAAACUUUCGUCAUGAGCGAAUGGACAUACAUGUUCACAAGGAGUACCUCUAGAGAUGAUACAGUGGCUGUUAUCAUAAAUCUAGGAACUGAAACGGAGGAAGUUUGUGCUCAAAAUUUUGCAGUAGGUCUGCCCGACAUUAUGACAGUUUACACGGCCUCGUUAAAUUCUGGAUUUGACGUUGGGGAUAGAAUUACGACAUCAAGGGUCAACGGAGGAAAGUGUGCUGAGUUAAGACCCAAAGCAGGCUUCGUCCUUAGUGUCAAUUCCGGCAGUAGCUUGCUUUGUUCUGCGUACCUAAUUCCCCUUUUAGUUUUUUUUUUUUUUUUGUAUACUUAAAUAAUAUUUCAUAAACCUUGCGUAUUUUAGGAAAAAUUAAAUAUUAGUAAAAACUUUUUUGAAAAAGAAA
This is a messenger RNA of Bemisia tabaci, 2010 nucleotides long. RefSeq names its product probable maltase. Lineage: Eukaryota; Metazoa; Arthropoda; Insecta; Hemiptera; Aleyrodidae. The record is from RefSeq and is a predicted model, not a curated record. Gene Ontology annotation, biological process: carbohydrate metabolic process.